Molecule: messenger RNA, 2014 nt
Organism: Aspergillus brunneoviolaceus CBS 621.78
Lineage: Eukaryota; Fungi; Ascomycota; Eurotiomycetes; Eurotiales; Aspergillaceae
Exons: 2
Coding region: 213-1802 (529 amino acids)
Biological process (GO): fatty acid metabolic process
Molecular function (GO): FAD binding; oleate hydratase activity
Source: RefSeq, a predicted model, not a curated record
UGUCUGGGCUGUGCUCGCGACGGCCCACGCCUUAUUCGGCUGAACCAGGGCACCAGAUCUGCCUUCACGAAUAGGUGAGCUGACAGGGCUGAGUCACUGAGGAAUCACGAGCCCCCCGCAAGAGAUGUAUAAAUCAGGCCCUGCCAAUCCCCAACCUCGAUUGGCAGGCAGGAGAUCAUUUCCCAACGCUCACAUGUUAUGCACACACCAUCAUGACCACUCGAAAUCGUCGACCACAUACAGUGUGGUUGAUAGGUGGUGGGGUCGAGUCCUUGGUUGCUGCCUCUUGUCUGAUAAAUGAGGCCAAGAUCCCCGGCAAUCGAAUCCGUAUCCUCGACUCAAGGGGUCAGCGACAGCCUAGUGGCACUAUCCGAAAUACCAAGUCGACACGCAAGCGGUUGAUCACGUCUAGUACGAGUCACUGCCAGGAGCUGCCAUGCGCAUCAGCCCAAGAGCCGCAUCAGCCUCAGCCCCUCGACGUACCCGCCUUCCACCAUGACGAAACCCCUGCGACAUGCACCCGAGACCGCACCGAGGCCUUCAUGGCAGAGCCGAUCCAUUUCCUCGGUCAUCUCGGCCGCAAACAGGUCUGGCGCAAGAACCGCAAGGACAUCCUCCACUUCCUCCUGCAGGACGAGGAAGCAUACGAAGGGCUGAGCAUUCAGCUGGUGUUCGAUGAGUCCUUCUUCGACACCUACUUCUGGAGGCUAUUCUCAUCAAGCUUCGGCCUACGCCCAUCGCACUCCGCCGUCGAGUUCCAUCGCUACAUCAGCAAAUACCUGGACGAGGUCAUCGGCAACAGCAUCCAGAUCGCUGACCCACUGCAAGUCUCCCUACGGAAGACCGUCCUCCAGCCGCUGCGAGCCUACCUUCGCAACCAGGGGGUCGAGUUUCACAGCCUCCACGUCACCGAUAUCCACUUCCACCCGGACCACUAUCCUCAAACCGCCAGCGGGAUCCAAGCGGUUGACCCCUGCGGAAAUCCUAUGGUCUUUCCUGUACGCGCCGAGGACAUCCUUAUCGUGACCCUCGGCUCCGCCGCAUCAGGCAUCGCGACCGGCACCCCCGCCAGCCCUCCGCCCGCCCUCUCCACCAGCACCCAAAGCCUCCUCGACGAUCCCAGCUGGGCGCUGUGGAUUGCCCUCGCCAAGAAGUCCUCGCAAUGCGGCAACCCGGCCUCUUUCUGCACCCAUCUCCCGGAAUCGCGCCUGGGGAUGUUCGUCAUCCACCUGCCGCAAGCCGAGUUCAACGCCCUCCACCACCGCGUCCUGGGCACCCAUCCCGCCGUCGAUGCCACCAUCGCAGAGAGCAAUUGGUCAUUGAAGCUUGUCUUUCCCCAGCAGGCGCAGCAAGAGCACGAUGAAUCCCACCGCUCCAUUUUAGGCUAUGGCUUCACGCCGGACGCACCGGGCCACCACAUCCAGAAACCCAUGCCCGCAUGCAGCGGCGACGAGAUCCUCGCCGAGCUCCUCAGCAGCCUCAACAUUCCACCCGCGCAAAUCAUCCCGAAGGCUAGGACUGUGCCUUACGUCCUCCCGCUGGGAUUGUCGCCGCUCCUUAAGCGCGACCCCGGCGAUCGGCCGGAUAUCACCCCCUCGGAUCUGGGGAAUCUGGCGCUAGUGGGCCAGUACGUGGAGAUCCCCGAGGAGACGGCGCUGAUGACCGAGUACAGUGUGCGGUCGGCGCAGCUGGCGGUGCAGCGACUGAUGGGGGGUUCGUCGAAGGUGAAUGUGUCCGAGGUGCAUAAGUCGUUUCUGGCGGCGAGGUAUGGGCGGAAGGGCGGGGUGGUGUCUUGUCGGUAGUUCGGCGGUGGGCAUUACGUUCGGGGUGUGCUCUGGGGAUGGGCAUGAGGGUUUGACUGAUCGUUAACCAUACCAUUGCUUGUUCUUCAUAUAAUCACACAUCCACUCCAUCAGGUCCGGUGUCUACCCCCUGGUAAACUUGCAGCUCAAAUCCAGAUUCCAACGAGAGGGAGCGAGUGUAAGACCAGACCAGGAAUAACACUAUCUACUAU